Panicum hallii is the source of this 1519-nucleotide messenger RNA. Its product is annotated as non-structural maintenance of chromosomes element 4 homolog A-like. The transcript is spliced from 7 exons. Gene Ontology annotation, cellular component: nucleus; Smc5-Smc6 complex. The coding region runs from base 193 to 1254 and encodes 353 amino acids. NCBI's taxonomy places the organism in Eukaryota, Viridiplantae, Streptophyta, Magnoliopsida, Poales, Poaceae. Gene Ontology annotation, biological process: DNA repair. The record is from RefSeq and is a predicted model, not a curated record.
CCGCCCCUCCAGUUUCUCACCCCCCCCCCCCGGCUCGUCCACCUCCCGAAAAAAAUUCGCGCAUCCAGCCGGCGCGCGCUCCGAUUCGCGCCCCUCUUCUCCUUCCGUUCCCCCCAUCCGACCGCUCGUAGCCGCCAGCGGUUGGAGCUGGGACUCGGGGCUUAGGGUUUGGAGAGGUUGGUUGGGGGCCCGAUGGCGGGGGCGCAGGGGGAGAGCAGCGGCGAGCGGCAGGGGCCGGCGGAGCGGCGGAUGCUGCGGUCGCGGUACCUCGCCAUGAAGAACCUCAUUAGCGAUGAGCGGGAUGAGAUGGCCAGGGCGGAUUCGGACAAGUUCACGGCCAUCAUCUCGCAGGUGGAGUGCCUGCACGAGCUCGUGCAGAGACCUAGGGAACAAAUAGCUGAUGCAGAAGCUCUGCUUGACAUUGCAAGCACUUUGGUAACUUCGGUGAGGUCCCAGUCAAGUGAAGGUAUCACCCCUUCUGAUUUCAUAACAGCUCUGCUGAAGAAAUUUGGGCAGCAAGGGACCUCUGAUGAUGAUGCUGCCUUGUUGCGCUGGGAUGAUCUUGGGCUUUCUGUUUCACAUGCCUUUAGGCCUGUGCCUGGAUGCUGUACCAUGCUUGGACCCAUGAAUACAGAAGUAAAACAGCGAAAAGUUGUGGCUGGUAGUAGAAAACGGACUGCUCGGCCAACAGAAAAUACUUGUCCUGAAGAGCUUGCUGAUUCUUCAGAGGAAGUAAAGACAGACACUGACAGGAAUGUGUUAGUUAUAUUUGAUAUCUUGAGGCAGAAGAAGAGUGCAAGGCUGGAAAACCUUGUUUUGAACAGGCUUUCAUUUGCCCAAACAGUUGAAAAUAUUUUUGCACUGUCUUUCUUAGUGAAAGAUGGUAGGGUGGAAAUAAAUAUAAAUGAUAAUGGGCAUCAUAUAGUAUGCCCAAGAAAUGCACCUGCUGCUAGUGCCAUAGCCUCAGGAGAAGUCUCCUACAGCCAUUUUGUUUUUAGGUUUGAUUUCAAAGACUGGAAGCUUAUGAAAGAAAUCGUUGCAGAGGGGGAAGAACUGGUGCCACACAGGACUUCCCAGAGUGCUCACUGCACCCAAGAUAAUGAUCAGCCAAAUCUGGAGGCACGUGCGCAAAGAACGCCGAUCAGAAAACUCACCCGGAACCGAGGCUUGGUCUUGCAAGAACAGGUUGUCGAGGAAACACCUGAGGAGAACCAAACGUCCAAGCGCAGGCGCCUUUUUAGAAAUCAGGACUGACCUAGCUGUUGGUUGGCAUGAGCAGUGUAGGUAGGCAGCCUACCUUGUUUUGUAUGUACAAGUACAACUAUUGCCAGAGUAACGUAUUUUUUGACUAGGUUUAUAUGACAGUUGUGCCAAUCUGUUGUAGCACUGCACAACUUGUGCUUCGCUGACUAGCGAUGUAACCAAGUUCCAAUUGUUUGAACUUCUUUUCACACUAUGGAAUGGUCUUGUAUAUCACACUUGAUGCAUUGACGGUCAUGAUGACUCGAAUUCGAUGCUU